Molecule: messenger RNA, 1814 nt
Organism: Sorghum bicolor (sorghum)
Lineage: Eukaryota; Viridiplantae; Streptophyta; Magnoliopsida; Poales; Poaceae
Product: cytochrome b561 and DOMON domain-containing protein At3g07570
Exons: 3
Coding region: 184-1497 (437 amino acids)
Source: RefSeq, a predicted model, not a curated record
AAUGUUCUAGCCAAGGCAGAACACACGCCAUCUUUCUGCUUAUUUAAACGCGCUACUAUCUCGUCACAGUCGGCACUCGGCACCCCCUCCAGACACUCGCUGUGCACGGUACCACGUCCGGCGCCCGCAGUUUCAUUCCGACCUGAUCUAUCGGUAGGCCUCGCCGUGCUCCGUGCAUGCACCAUGGCUAGAACCAUGAGAGCACGAGCACCCAAACACUUGGUCCGGCAAUGCACGCCACGCCCUCUCUUCUCGGUCUUCCUCAUCGCGCUCUGCUUCGCCGCUUCGAACCUGCCCUCCGCGAGCUCAGCGGACUCGUGCAGCAACGGCCUCAGCCUCGGCAGCCUCGUCCCCUUCAACACCACCGGCCUCACCUGCUUCCAAGCAUGGCCGUCGCAGGACUUCGUCCUAAGGUUCGGCAAGGCGGCGGCGCCGGGGAGCAACGCGUGGAGCUUCGUGCUGUCGGCGCCGGACAACGGCGGGUACGUCUCCAUCGGCUUCUCGCCCACGGGGCGGAUGGUGGGGAGCAGCGCCGUGGCCGGGUGGGUGACGGCCGCCGGCGCGGGCUCCGCGAGGCAGUACUACCUCGGCGGGACGACCUCCAGGUCGUGCCCGCCGGACCAGGGCAAGCUGACGCUCGCGAGCGCGACCGUCGUGUCCAAGGGGUCCCGGCUCUACCUCGCGUUCCAGCUCGACGGGCAGCCGCUCACCAACGUCGUCUACGCCGUCGGCCCUAGCGCCACCUUGCCCGGGUCGAACGGGCUGCUGCCGCAGCACCAGGACAUGGCGGCCGGCACCAUCAGCCUGUCCGGCGGCACCAGUGGCGGCGGCAGCCCUGCUACCGGCGGCGGUGACGACGACGACGACGAUGGCAGAGAGGGCGGCGAAGGAAAGGGCAAGGGAAACGGUGACGGUGGCGACGAAGAUGGUGACCAGGGGAAGGGCGAGAGGCGCACGUCCCCAGCCUCAGCAUCCAGCAGCUCGGGCGCCAGCGGCGGCGGCGGCGCCUUCCUGAGCGCAGCGCGGCGGCACGGCUUGCUCGCGCUCAUCAGCUGGGGCGUGCUGGUCCCGGCGGGCGUGGCGCUGGCGCGCUUCUUCAAGCGGUUCGACCCGUUCUGGUUCUACGCGCACGUCGUCGCGCAAGGCCUCGGGUUCCUGCUCGGCGCGCUGGCCGUCGUCGCCGGUUUCAGGCUCGACGACGACGAGCGCGCCCCCGUCGCCACCCACAAGGGCAUCGGCGUCGCCGUCGUCGUCUGCGCCUGCCUGCAGGUGAUGGCGGUGCUGGCGAGGCCGGCCAAGGAGACCAAGGCGAGGAGGUACUGGAACUGGUACCACCACAGCGUGGGCAGGGCGGCCGUCGUGCUCGGCGUCGCCAACGUCUUCUACGGCCUCUCGUUGGCCAACGAACGGCAGGAGUGGAGCUACGUGUAUGGCGUUUUCAUCGGGGUCUUCGCGGUGGUUUGUCUUGUGCUCGAGGAAUGGAGACGUAGGCAUUGAUCCGUCCCGCGCGGUACAUGGAGAGAGGAUGGACUUCACGCUGCAGCUACACCUUUUCCUUUCCGUUGCACUUGCACCGUUGCACGCAUGGACGCAUAUGGUUGCCAUACGGUCUGUGAUUAGCAUUCACUUGUAUUAUUUCUUCUCGUGGCAUUAUUUGUUCUGUACGUACGUGUAGUGAGCUGCCUCUGUAUGUGACAGUUGUAUGAUUGAUGUAUAUGGCAUUCGUUUCAUUGGCAUAUAUACAGCCUUUUUUUGUGAAACGCUUGUGUAUAUAUAAACCGUGGUAUAUAGUAAAACAUUCGUUGAUUUUGAGA